Eptesicus fuscus (big brown bat) is the source of this 1025-nucleotide messenger RNA. It is a transcript of the gene ATP5F1D, whose product is annotated as ATP synthase F1 subunit delta. Gene Ontology annotation, biological process: proton motive force-driven ATP synthesis. The record is from RefSeq and is a predicted model, not a curated record. Gene Ontology annotation, molecular function: proton-transporting ATP synthase activity, rotational mechanism. Lineage: Eukaryota; Metazoa; Chordata; Mammalia; Chiroptera; Vespertilionidae. The coding region runs from base 100 to 636 and encodes 178 amino acids. The transcript has 4 exons.
UCCUUCUCCCAGACAUCACCGCGCGUCGUCCUCCUCGCCCUCCAGGCUUCCUGCGUUCCGCCCGAGUCUGACCACCGUCCUCUACCUACUGCCGCUGCUAUGCUGCCAGCCGCGCUGCUCCGCCGCCCCGGCCUGGGUCGCCUCGUGCGCCAGGCUCGCGCCUACGCCGAGGCUGCAGCCGCCCCAGCCCCCGCCGCGGCCCCGGGACAAAUGUCUUUCACCUUCGCCUCUCCCACACAGGUGCGGACGCCAUUCCGGACCCCGGUCCAGGUCUUCUUCAAUGGCGCCAACGUCCGGCAGGUGGAUGUGCCCACGCAGACAGGAGCCUUCGGUAUCCUGGCAGCCCACGUGCCCACCCUGCAGGUCCUGCGGCCAGGGCUGGUUGUUGUCCAUGCUGAGGAUGGCACCACCUCCAAAUACUUCGUUAGCAGCGGCUCGGUCACAGUGAACGCGGAUUCAUCAGUUCAGUUACUGGCUGAAGAGGCUGUGACGCUGGACAUGCUGGAUUUGGGGGCGGCCAAGGCAAACUUGGAGAAGGCACAAUCGGAGCUGUCAGGGGCAUCCGACGAGGCCAUGAGGGCUGAGAUCCAAAUCCGAAUCGAGGCCAACGAAGCCCUGGUGAAGGCUCUGGAGUAGGCGGUGCGUGCUCCUCGCCAGUGUCUGGAAACCAAGACCAGAGUGGGACAGGGGUUGGAACCAGCUCUCAUGGGUCCAGUAUGAGGGUGGGGGCAACCCCUCUGGGAGGUAGCCAUCCUUGCCAAUGAGGCCACCGGGGGCGGGCAGCAAAUUGCUAGCUUCUCCCAGAGCAUACCCCCUGGGCCCAGGCCUGGUGGCAGGGGUGAGCUCAGAGACCCUGCUCUGCUCUUGGGAGGACUGUCACCUAGGGGAUUUGCCUCCCACCUCCAAAGAUCCCACCAACCUGACCUGCUGCCCUCCACUCUCGUGCUGUAGAGACCUCUUCUCCCUACUGCCUCCUCUGGACAGCUUGUCCCCAGUGUGCACCCCAUUAAAGACCAGGGACUCCA